Molecule: messenger RNA, 1274 nt
Organism: Suillus discolor
Lineage: Eukaryota; Fungi; Basidiomycota; Agaricomycetes; Boletales; Suillaceae
Exons: 2
Coding region: 91-1194 (367 amino acids)
Source: RefSeq, a predicted model, not a curated record
GUUUCCACAACACUGAAAAUUCCUUAUAAGCGCUAGCUCCCUUGAUGUUCUCUUCCAACUUCACCUAUACUUGUGACUUUGAUCCCUUGAAUGUCUCCCGCUGCUGAUAUAGAUACUCAUACUGGAGGCGCAAACUACGACAAACCUGCUGAAACAGCGAUUGGCAAGUCCUCCACAACGUCAGACAGUAGUCUGCGUGCGAAGGGUACUACUCUACGACGCUUCAAGAAGGAGGAUGGCGUGAUCUACCACAUUCCGUCAAGCCCAGACCUAGCAAGCCUUUUCGCAUUAGACGAGAGCAAACCCAUCUUGGUUAUCCCCCCUACUCUCAACAGGAAGUCGUCUUCCCCGUCGAUUGCCAUAAUCCGUCCCCUCCGAGCCGUUCGUCGACUCCUACGCAGGUCAGAGACAGUGGCUUCUCCCAAGACAACUUGUGCGCAUGCAGUCAAGAGCUCCACACCAUCUGCGGCCAAGUCACCUUCAAAAAAUUCAGGCGCUCACAGACUCCAACGAUCAGCAUCUUCGAAUGGUCCUAAAACGGACAUCGCAAGCAUUACUUCACGCGUUCUCCAGCAUCUCGCUAUCCCUCAAGUUCCCUUUGAUAUCGACGGUGUUGGAAGGCCAAAGCCCAUUUCACAAACUACGGUCGACGAUACGCCGGGGAAAUAUGCCUUAGAAGACCUCAACUUAAACGUUCGUUGCUACGAACGCCACGUCACGACAUGGGACGCCCCCGACUACGCGUUCUUCAUCUUCCCAGCGAAACUGAUAAUUGCAUAUCCCUCCACAAAUAAUUUCGACCCUCUGGUUAUUUCGGACGUCACGAUCGUCGAUCUCGUCUGCACUACGGUCGCGAUAAAUGGCCACUACAAGUCCCACCCACAAAUUGCGCUCAAGACGUUUUAUGAUGGCGCAACGAUACGCUACGUGAACCAUGCGCCUACCCCCGAUUUGUCUCGAGGCAUUCAUAUUGGAAAUGUUCCUUGGUGUUCUACCAUGGACCGGGCUGGUAAUUUCGGCUGGCACUUGCGCUUCUGGAUCCCAAUCCCGUUCGUACUUUUUCAACGAGCGGAGACGAGGACUUUCAAGAUAGAUGCCAAGGUACGCGUCAAUGGAGAAGAUGGUAAAGAAGUGGUUUUAAACGCUUCGAGUUAUUUUACGUUGUCGAGGUUGCGGAGUGGCUUGGCGAUGUAAAUGUAAAAUCAUACGAAUGUCACCUUGUGCAAGUAUAUACUGAUACCCAUAAAAAUUGAUACUGGACUCUUGGCAAGUGA